UUUUGUACCAAUAAAAAGUCAGUGCUUGUUGUGGUGCUCGUGUGAAUUGUUGAUAUUUUGCUUUCCACUUUCCCACUAAUUGCUGACUUGGUCUUCAUCACUCUCUAUUUGUCUAUUCAUGCACUCUUUCUCGAUUUCGUUUUAUUAGCACUCAUCUAAUUUUUUUUCUUUUUAUUUUUUGAUGAGUGUUGGUGUGUAAAAAUUCAGCUAGAUGGUUGGUUUGUGAUAAUUUGAUUCAUGAUCUUAGCCCUUCUCAGGUACAAUUUACAUGGAUAAUAAUCUUAUAUAUAAUGCUUCGUUUCUAGUUGAAGGAAGAUUAAUGUGAGAAACAUUUUCUUACCUUAUGAUGCAUAAAUAGUUUGAUUGAAUUACAAGAUGGUAAAGAUUCAUCAUAAUGGCCAUGGUAAAAAGGAUUCAUUGUAUGAAGAAUAUUCAGCAUCUCAAUUAAAAAAGUUGGUUAAAAACAUUAUCAAAUCUCAAAAUAGUAGUUUUUUAUUAAAGGGUUUAUUUUUCCUACUUGUUCAUGGAAACAAUAGAAUUCCAAAAUAUGUAGCAAGUGUUGAUGAUACUAAUGUAAUGGAGAAAUUGAAUUUAGGUGCAAUGAUGAAAAGUGAGAGUAUGGAAAAUAUAUUGAAUAGUUCUCUACUUCAUAAGUUUGGUGAUUUAGAAAGUAAUGAAAAUUUCAACAAUAUCAUAUCUUAUAACUCUAUUGAAAUGGAAACAGCAAUGAUGCAAAACAUUGGUUCUAUUUCUAAUACCAAGUCAAAUUGUUUUGGUUGUUUUUCUUCAACUUCUUUGAUUCUGCCUAAAGGAAUGCUCCGAUGCACUUGGAAACAAGGUAUCCCUCAUUUUGUAUUUUGUGGAGAUGAAAGUAAGGAAAUUUAUGUUGCAAAAUUGAGUAAGGUAGAGAAAAAAUAUGAUGAAGGUUUGGAUUAUAUUUAUUUGAUUCAUUUGAUCAAAGGUUGUCAAAAGGGUAGUGAGAUUUUUGACAAUGAUUUGCAAGUUGUUGGUAAGAUGAAUGUAUCAACAAUUUUCACUUUGUGCCAUGAUAAUAAUUCAACAAUAAUGGAAACACAUUUUGUGUUAUUUGGUGACAUUGAAAUUGAUGACAAAGAAAUUCACAAUUCAAGUCAUUCUCUUUGGAAGAAGAAAGUAGCAAAAGUGUUCAAAACUAGUCCAUCAUCAUCAAAACAAAUAAAGAAUUGUCCAAAUAAGUAUGAGCCACAAUCAUAUGGUAUAAAUGAUAUCAAUUUAUUAGAAAAAAAUGUUGCAGCAAAUUUUGAGGUUGCUGCUAUUGUUGUCAAAGAAAAACUUCCAUUUGAUGGAGUAGGAGGUUGGGGUGUGAAAUUUCUCAACAAAUUGCCUUGUGAAGAAAUUGAUGGUAGGAAAAAUGAGGAUUGCUCAAAUAGCAUGAACAUUAUUGUACCAAAAGGGGUUCAUGGUGGACCAAGAAAUGAAAAUGGUGGGCCAUCAAGUCUUAUAGAUAGAUGGAAAUGUGGUGGAUCUUGUGAUUGUGGUGGUUGGGAUGAGGGAUGUCCCUUGACUGUAUUUCAAAGAAGAUCUACCAAUUUGGAGAUUCUUUCUCACGUUCAUCAUAUGCUUGGAGAUUACAACCCACUUGAUAUUGUUACUCUGGAUUCAAGCAAUUUCAGCUCCAAAUUGAGGAUGGUGAAUAUCAAUAAUGGCUUAUAUUUUGUUCAUUUUCAACCUCCAUUAUCUGCAUUACAAUCUUUUUCCAUUGCUAUUGCGAUUAUUCAUUCGCAGAGUCCUUCUCUUCGGCUUUACACUGCACAGAAGCUAUGAUAAUCAAAUACACAAUUUGAUUAGAAAAUAUAAGUGGAUAUAUGAAUCGGGUUUUUCAUUUUUUUUUAUGGUUGUUCCUUUCAAUUAAUUAAUUCAUAGAAAAAAAAUUUGUUGAAGGGGGUGGAAUGUUAAGGGUUUGUUAUUGUGAUGAAAAUUUGGUAAAUCCUAGGUGAGAUUUAUGGUUGAUGAUGAAAAGAAAGUGUGAUUAGCCCUUAAUGUGAUCCUUAACUAUUUGAAUAAAGCAAUCGAAUAAUAAAUCACAAUACUUAAAUUUGAA
Molecule: messenger RNA, 2080 nt
Organism: Cicer arietinum (chickpea)
Lineage: Eukaryota; Viridiplantae; Streptophyta; Magnoliopsida; Fabales; Fabaceae
Source: RefSeq, a predicted model, not a curated record